GAGUGCAAUGCGCAUGCGCCUGUGUUGCUGACGCGCCUCCGACUUGCCGUAGAAAAGCGAAAGUCAUUUCAACUGGAGGAGUAUGUCAUAUGUGAAGCUGGUGUCGCUGUGCGCCGUGGCUCCGGGGCUGGCGGGCCUGCUGAGCGGCUCGGUGCUGGCGGCCACGGAGGGGAAGAAGAGGAGCAGCCAACCGGCUCUGAGCAUCGAUGAGCUGCCGUCUCUGUACACCACACCUGAAUCGGAGGCUCGGUACGUGGAGCCGGAGGCCGGAGCUGUGGAGCAGAGCGUGGCGUCGCUGAGGAAAUGGGCCGAACCGUACACCAACCAGUGUCAGCAAACUGGACAGGCCGCAGUGGAGAAAGUCGAGCAAGUGUACAGAACCGUGGAACCAACCGUCAGCGCCACGAUAGCAGCAGCAACUGAUACCUUCCAGUUCCUCAGUGACCCUCCUCCUGACCUCUACCCCAGUGUGGCGGCUGUGAGCUUCUCCGGCUUCCUGGGACUUUAUUUGGCCAAAGGCUCCAGAGUGAAGCGUCUCGUAUUUCCAGUUGGACUCAUGGCUCUGAGCGCCUCCAUGUUCUAUCCUCAGCAGGCUGCAGCCCUGUUAAAGGCGAGUCGAGACUCUGCGUCCAGCUGGGCUCAGCAGGGACGAACCGCCGCCGAGAAUCUCUGGAAAGAUCCACCGUUUGCCAAGAAGAAGCCCGAGAAGAAAGAGCAACCAGAGAGCGACGACACGAGCAGCUGAAGAAGAAACACAACCCAGUAACACCCUCACACCUGUACAUGAAAACACUCUACAAACUCCAACACACAGGCUUGUUUUGCUUUAAUCUACAGCAGAAACUUAUAAGUCAAGACAUUCUUGAACACCACAGCUUCCUACAGGAAACCUUUUCUUGAAUAACUUUUCAGGUUUUGUUCCAGUUAUUCAGAUAACUUCCUUAAAUCUGCUUCUUUAAACAGUCCUCAACGCUCCUCCUCCUCUGUAAGAAGCAAAUCACCUGCCAAACUCAGCAACACACUGGAUAUAUCUCUGAUGUCAGCAGACAUUAGCAUCGCUCGGCUAACAACUAGCAUCUCUUAAGCUAUUCAUUUGCAUUCAUAAAGAUCAAGUCAUUCCCAGGCUAGUCAUUAGCACCUCCAGGAAUAGUUAGUACCAUUCCUACAGUGACGACUAGCAUUCCUACGCUAGUAUUUAGCCUUCUUAAGCUAUCACUAGCAUUCCCGGGCUAACCACCUGCGUUCCCAGGAUCACAACUGCCAUUCCAGUGCUAAUAGUUGGCAUUCCAAGGCUAACCACUAGCAUUCCCAGGCUAGCUGCUUGCAAUCAUAGGAUUACAAGUACCAUUCCUGGGCAGUCAACUAGCAUUCCUAGCCUUGCAACUACGAUUCCUAGGCUAGCAUAUGACCUCCUCAGGCUGACAACUAGCAUUCUAAGGUUAGUCACUGGAAUCCUUAGGCUAACCACUACCAUUCCCAGGCUCAAAGUUGGCAUUCCUCGGCUGGUUACUAUCAUUUCCAGACUAGCAACUACCAGUCCUGUGCUAGCAGUUGGCAUUCCUAGGUUAGCAACCAAAGCUCUUGGGCUACAAACUAGCAUUCCUGGCCUAGAAACUACAAUUCCUAGGAAGGCUAACAGCUAGCCUUCUUAAGCUAACAGUUGGCAUUCCUUGGCUACCAACUGGAAUUCAGAGCUUACAACCAGCAUUCUUUGGCUUGUCCUUAGCAUCUGGAGGCUGCUCACAACCAUUCCUAGGCUAACGAAUAGCAUUCCCAGGCUAACAACUCGCAUUUUUGGGCUAGCGAUUGACACCCCCAGCCUAGUUAUUUGCAUCCCUACUGUACAUUCAUAAACACUGAAACAAAAUGUUUAUUAACUGUAGGUGAGUUGCACAUACGUAUAGUCAUUUUCUCAUUAAAGGGACUAGCGACUAGUCAAAGUAUGCUAGUCGCUAGCCUAGAAAUGCUAGUUGACAGCCAGGGCAUGCUAAUGACUAGACUUCUGGAUGCUAAUGACUAGCCAAUGGAUGCUAAUGACUAGCCAAUGGAUGCUAAUGACUAGCCAAUGGAUGCUAAUGACUAGCCUGAGGAUGCUAGUGAGCAGUAAAGUCAGUUAUAUGUCCGGUGGGUUGCUGAGGCCAGCAGGUGAAUGACUUCUCUGUAAAUUAAUGUGUUCAGCUCAGUGAACUGGAGACUCUCAUCUAGAAAUGACAAACACUGAACUGUUCCUUGAAGCCUUUUUACCAUAAUGACAUCAGUUUUGUUAUUAUAUACAAAUAGUAGCUGUGACAAGCCAGUUCCAGCCAGCAUUUAGCAGAUAACUCAGUGGGUUUUGUAUCAUUUAUUCAGCCUUUCUGCACAUUACAUCCUUCAGUGUAUCAGAAAAAGUCAAAACUACACACCAGUAGACUACUUUCUGUGAUUAAAAGGAGCGUUUUUGUGCUGAUUAGUUUCAGUUUCUAACAUUCAGACACUCUGGAGACACCAGGAAGUGUGAACCUGAGUGAAUUAAUUUAAAGUGAUGCUUGUGUUUCUGCUGUAAUCUAACCAAGGGCCAAAUGAUGUGCUCAUCAUCCAUCCUAAUUAUUAGUGCACUGUUGAUUGUCCAUGUCUGUUCAUGCUCUGUAUAUACUGUGUGCAAUUAAAGCUGCUAUUUAUCACUAAA
Molecule: messenger RNA, 2665 nt
Organism: Acanthochromis polyacanthus (spiny chromis)
Lineage: Eukaryota; Metazoa; Chordata; Actinopteri; Pomacentridae
Gene: apoob
Product: apolipoprotein O, b
Exons: 9
Coding region: 83-745 (220 amino acids)
Biological process (GO): cristae formation
Cellular component (GO): MICOS complex
Source: RefSeq, a predicted model, not a curated record